GUGGGUUAUUGUUCGUUCACUUUUCAUUUCGAAGAAAGCGCGGCAGUCGUGAAGUGUGACAGUUCGAUGUAGACUGUGAAACCGAUAUUUCCUUUGUAGGAUAUUUAUAGGACUUUCAAUUCAAAAUGUUUUGUGGAAGCAUGUUGUCUUACAGAAGAUUGCCUAAGGAAGUGUCGGCAAAAUCGGGGGUUUCUGUGAGAGGCGGCAAACUUCGGUGUCCGGCCCCCAUUUCUCGCUUGCGCGUUGAGAAAAUCGAGGGUGGUCUAAUGGUGGCCGGUGUCGUUGUUGCUGCAAAUUGCCAAAUCAUUCUGCCCAUUUUUGGGUUCCUGUUUCUCCUAGUUGGCUGUGUUCUUACCGCCGCUUCUUAUAGAGGUCCGGGCGAGGACGAGGAACCAGAUCGCUAUGAAGCCCGGAUAGCAUUCACGGGCAAUUCCAGAGUCCUGGGUCCAGCCUGUAUAGUUGUCGGAUUCUUCAUGCUAUUGGCUGGUUGUAUACUGUGUGUCUUGACGCGAAGAGCACGAAGAAGGGAACAGACAAUCGGAUUUCACUGUCCACUUCAUGGGGACUUUUAUCCUCUUAGUCCUAUUACUAGUUCAAAAACUUUAGGUGCUGUAAAAAAAGGUGGCGCGUGCAGCUUGUGUUGGCCUCGAAAAAGAGGGCCGGGGGGUAUUGCGGUGGGGCCACCUCAAUGUCCUCAUAGCCAGAUGUCAAGCACAAGGAGUUCAAUCGCAAGUUCACCUCAUAGUCAAUGUCCCACGCCUUUACCGUUUCUUGUAACUUCUGGGUCAGUGAUUGGAGGCAUCGUUCCACCAGCAGCCCAGCUGUCUCCCGAUCAACCAUUCGGAUCGAUCAGGUCCCUGACGGUGGGUAGAGAGGUGGCCAGCUUUCCUCUAUCUAGGACGCCUACACCGCCUCCAGUGAAUUUCGAGAG
Messenger RNA from Leptinotarsa decemlineata (Colorado potato beetle), 931 nucleotides. RefSeq lists its product as uncharacterized. Lineage: Eukaryota; Metazoa; Arthropoda; Insecta; Coleoptera; Chrysomelidae. The record is from RefSeq and is a predicted model, not a curated record.